Messenger RNA from Astyanax mexicanus (Mexican tetra), 1614 nucleotides. RefSeq names its product delta(4)-desaturase, sphingolipid 1 (gene degs1). Gene Ontology annotation, biological process: ceramide biosynthetic process. Bases 145 to 1116 code for a protein of 323 amino acids. Gene Ontology annotation, cellular component: membrane. The record is from RefSeq and is a predicted model, not a curated record. NCBI's taxonomy places the organism in Eukaryota, Metazoa, Chordata, Actinopteri, Characiformes, Acestrorhamphidae. Gene Ontology annotation, molecular function: sphingolipid delta-4 desaturase activity. The transcript has 3 exons.
CUUCGCAGGCUGGCUCAGAGUUAACUGUUCUUCCCAAUGAGGAGAGGAGAGCCAGUGUGGAGCUUCGUCUUCUGAGGAACGGAAUAGAGCGAAUAAAUCAUCGUAAAAUAAGAAAACGGCAGGUCUGGGAGCAGAUCGGGCGAGAUGGGGAACCGAGUAGCCCGUGAGGAUUACGAAUGGGUGUACACAGACCAGCCCCAUGCCGACCGGAGGAAGGAAAUCCUGGCAAAAUAUCCAGAGAUCAAAUCUCUGAUGGGUCCGGACCCCAGGCUGAAAUGGAUAGUCUGUAUGAUGGUUGGAAUUCAGUUCCUGGCCUUCUAUUUAGUCAAGGACUUGGAUUGGAAGUGGGUGUUGUUUUGGACGUACGUGUUCGGGAGUUGCAUAAACCACUCCAUGACUUUAGCCAUUCAUGAGAUUUCCCACAACACGGCGUUCGGCAACAACCGAGCCAAGUGGAACCGCUGGUUCGCCAUGUUCGCCAACCUCCCCAUCGGAUUGCCCUACUCUGCGUCUUUUAAGCGCUACCACCUAGACCACCACCGCUACCUGGGUGGCGACGGCGUGGAUGUAGACAUCCCUACGGACUUCGAAGGCUGGUUCUUCUGCACACGUUUCCGUAAAUUUGUUUGGAUUAUUCUGCAGCCGCUGUUCUACGCCAUAAGGCCGCUCUGCAUCAACCCCAAGCCCAUCAGCCACCUGGAGCUCGCCAACGUUGCCGUCCAGUUCACGUUCAACGCUCUGCUCUACUGGCUCUGGGGGGCCAAACCCAUGGUGUACAUGCUGGCCGGCUCGAUGCUGGGCAUGGGGCUCCACCCAAUCUCUGGACACUUCAUCGCUGAGCAUUAUAUGUUCCUCAAGGGCCACGAGACGUACUCUUACUACGGCUCUCUGAACCUGCUCACGUUUAACGUGGGAUACCACAACGAACACCACGACUUCCCCAGCAUCCCCGGCAGGAGGCUACCACUGGUGAAGAAAAUAGCCCCUGAGUUUUAUGACGACCUGCCCUGCUACACGUCCUGGGUGAAGGUCCUGUACGACUUUAUCAUGGACGAUGAGCUGAGUCCAUACUCUCGGGUGAAGAGGAAGCUGAAGGGAGACAUUAAGCUGGAGUGAGCGGUCCGGUCUGGUCCAAACUGGACGCCGGGGGCCUCCACAACCAAAACCGGAGGACGCUAUUGCUAACCUCUCACGCCGCUAACCGCUUCAGCAAAGUAACGCAGAGACAGUGUGAUCGAUGAGCGUGUUACUGGCGUUGAAGAAGAGCGAAUGAAAUUAUAGUCUCAAGCCAUUUCAAGUUUCAAAUCUUUACUUCGAACUCCAUCGCAGAACAAAAAAACGGGAAUCAUGCCUUCUAACACACGUUUUUCAGCUCUAAUCCACAGCUUCUCUAAGUCUCACACGUCUGAUAAAUCUGAUCAUGUAUUGUCUCACAUACGUUCUGCACUUUUUUAACCAUGAACUGUGUAACUGCCACCUUUUAGUGUGUGUUUUUGUUCUCGACCAAAAUCAUUUUAAAGCUUUUUCUAUGUAUAAAAAAACACGUGUUCCUGCUCAGUUUGUCUGAUUUAAAUUAAUGUCUGCCUGUCACCAUAAACAUGUCGGUUGCCCUUG